AUGGGUGAUACGAAUGGACAAGUAGGAGCUGGUGGUCAUGGCAAAGGAAAUCAAUUGAAUCAAUUGAACGGUCCAACCGAUGUGUUGGUUGACAAAGAGACGGAUAGUCUCAUUAUUUGUGAUCGAUGGAAUCGACGAGUUGUACGAUGGUCUCGUCGUAGUGGUACAACUCAAGGAGAAAUCCUCAUCGACAACAUCGCUUGUCGAGGAUUGGCCAUGGAUGAUCAGGGAUAUCUCUACAUCUCUGACAUCGAAGAACAUGAAGUAAGACGAUAUCAAAUAGAAGAUAAGAAUGGAACUCUCGUGGCUGGUGGCAAUGGCCAAGGUGCUGGUCUCAAUCAACUCAACUCUCUGACCUACAUCUUUGUCGAUCAACAACAGACUGUCUACGUGCCAGACACGAACAAUAAUCGUGUAAUGAAAUGGAAUAAAGGUGCAAAAGAAGGAAUUGUCGUCGCUGGAGGUCAAGGCAAAGGGAAUGCUCUGACACAAUUGUCACAUCCUCGAGGACUGUUCGUCGAUACAUUGGGUACCAUCUAUGUGGCAGACUCGGCGAAUCAUCGAGUGAUGCGUUGGCCUAAAGAAGCGAAACAAGGCACUGUCAUUGUGGGUGGAAAUGGUCCAGGAGAAGGAGCAAAUCAGUUCAACUAUCCCGAGGGUUUGUCCUUCGAUCGACAUGGCAAUCUUUAUGUCGUCGAUCGGCGGCAUCAUCGUGUUCAACGCUUUUCAAUCCGAUAGACUCAAAACAAUGAAUAAUUUUUUGUGCGUUCCUUUCCUUUCAAAUAAAUCACGUGUAAUUGAUGAAAUAAAUAUCCAUUCUAUUCGCACGCUCGCGACCAGGAACCAUCCUGGUGGAGCCGUGGCGAGCGUAACGCUCAUACACGCACAGGACAGACUCAUAUCAUUCAUACCCUUCCCGCGAGAGAUAUGUCAAUGAGUCUGAAUAAGCCUGGUCGUGUGCCAUGGACACCAAGACAGUUCCUGGCCGGGUUUUUAGGGCCUAUCCGGAAGGCCUGUAACUAACAGGGACCUAACCUCAAUGGAAAUGACUCACCCACUCUCUACUAACACUCACUAUUCUUAGUCUCACCCUAAUCCUCUCAAUCUCACUAUCUAUUCUCAUCUCAAAAAAAAAAAAAAAAUUACUUACCGUGUCUGAUGUUGAUGACGCGAUGAUAUUGAUAGCUGAAAGGAACAGAAAAAAAAUUUAAUUAAUGUUAUAUAAUGAAACAGAAUGAGAUGACUUACCCUAAUGUUAUCUUUUUCUUCGUUGUUUAUUCCCUAAAAUGAAAAAAAAACAAUAAUAAAAAGAUCAAAGGAGGCCUUACCCACCAUCCUUAUAAUCAUUAAAUAAAAAAGAAAAAGAAAAAGAAAAGUAAAACUAAUACCUACAUUUUAUUUUAUUGUCUGGUUUGUUGUUGAAUUGUUUCAUGUUGUUUGGUUGAAGCCAAUCUAAAACAGAAAAGAAAAAUUAUUAUUAUUUGAUUCAAAAAUUUGAAUGAUUUUACAUAGAAAAUCAUUCAUAUAUAUGCCCUCAAAAAUCAUUUUUUUUUGUUGUCGAAAAAUAAUUAGAAGUUGAUUUCAAUUAAGCUUUAAUCGGGACACACGUACAUUGAGAUAUAUUCAAUUACAACUAUCUUAAUGUAUGUGUAUGGAUAAAGCUUAAUUGAUAUAUAAAUUAAUUAUGCUAUGUUAUCAUUGAUCAUCAAUGAUAACAUGAACAAUGACUUAUAGGCGAGAGAAGACAAAAAAGAAAAUUCCUCUCUUGACCUAUUUCUUUUUUCUUUUUCUCUCUCUCAUAUGUUCCGCUGUCUUAACAGAACACGAGAAAGAACGAACAAAAGAAAAAAAAACGAUUGUGGCUCACAUUAUCAGUAAUGAGCACAGAAUAGACCAACACAAACAAGUAUGUUUUUAUUAUUCAAUUGUUUUUUUUUAUUCUUUCACAUUAGAUUUAUUUAUUCGAAGACAUACAGUUUUAUCAAAUUAUUUAUUUUUUCAGGAUCGUCUUGCUAGCUGAAUAAAAAUUGGUAUGAAAGUGUGAUCUUUAUUCAUCUACAUAACAUGAAUUCAUCAAGGUUAUUAAAAAGAUUUUAAAUCUUUACAUUUACAUGAUGAUUAUUUACGGAACAAACUAAAAAAGUAAUUUAUUUUUGAAAAAAAACAGAAAAAUACAAAAUUCUUCUUUUAGAUGAUCGUUAUCGUUUAUUAAUAAUGUUUCUUCUACAAAACAACAUUUAAUCGUUGUUUUUUGGUCGUCAACAAUGCAUUGUGAAAAGGCAAGAAUCAUUUUAUUCAACGUUUUACAAUCUUUUUUUGUUUAUUAUAGCCAUGAGAAAUUUAUUAUUUUAGUACAAAACAAAAUUUUAUAAUCUAUCAAAACUAUUGUAAGUUGAAAUAGUCAUUUAAUCUGACUAUUAUGAUUCGAUUGAAAUGAGGACGGAGUUAUUGCUGAACAAAAAGGCAACUCGUAGCAGAGAGGGAAAAGAAAAAAAUUACGAAAACGAACACUAAGUAUAUGUGAAGACGUUAUUCUUUCCAUCAAUCAUUCUCCGGUAAUUCAUCUAAAUACUAUAGUAGUAAAAGAUUCUAAUUAAAGACUUAAUAGAAAGUAAAAACAAACAAACAAGAUGAAUAAUUCAGUUUCCAAUAAUAAAUUGAUGAAGCGCGUAUAUUUUCGAAGAAAAUAUAACUCAACAUGUAUCGUAUAUAUUGGUAUUAAGAGAAAAAACAAUUAUGCAUUGAAGAUGUAUCUAACAAAAGAAAUAAGUUUUUUCUAAGUAUGACGAUGUUUCAUGAAUCAAGUGAAUUGACAUAAUAGCCAUUCUAAAUGUAAGCAUUUUCGUAUUGAUAACAUUGACGAGCACGUCUAUCAACU
Molecule: messenger RNA, 2878 nt
Organism: Rotaria sordida
Lineage: Eukaryota; Metazoa; Rotifera; Eurotatoria; Philodinida; Philodinidae
Source: the annotation of a GenBank genome assembly